This is a messenger RNA of Echinococcus granulosus, 1482 nucleotides long. RefSeq lists its product as hypothetical. The coding region runs from base 1 to 1482 and encodes 493 amino acids. Lineage: Eukaryota; Metazoa; Platyhelminthes; Cestoda; Cyclophyllidea; Taeniidae. The transcript has 5 exons. The record is from RefSeq and is a predicted model, not a curated record.
AUGAGUGAUAGUGCUGAUUUCGAAGAGGGUGAGGUCGAUGAUUUAAGUGACUUCGAGGAUGGGAAUCCGGGCGACGCUGGCACUGUUUUUCCUUUGGGCGAUGGUUCAUGUGAUGAAUCGCCAUCACAUAGGAGCGCCUCACAUGGUAGCUGGCGUGAGGCACAUAGAAGUAAGGAAGUGACAGACAUGGGCAUGAGUCAUAAGCAUGGAGAACGAACUAGGGAGUCCUUAUUGCGGUUUUUGUCUGACGAUGAGCCCACUUCCCGGCGCAAGAAUUCCGGCACGAAGCGGAAGAGGAAGAGGCGCGAAUGGGUACCGUGUAGUGGUGAGCGAGCUGCAGGGACGAGACAGGACAGAGCGAAAUGCCGAUUCUAUCUCGAGGGUCGCUGCAACAAGAAUCGCAGUUCACGUUCCGGGGAGAACGCCAGUUUCAAUCGAGAGGUUUCGUCCGUGUACGCGCCCUCCCUGACUCAAUUUCCGCAUGGUGCAUUAACGGAGCCCUACGGUGAUGUAGACUAUCGGCAGAUGGUUCAUUCGGGCUCACCCGGUAUGGCGAUACAGCCCGGUGUUCCAUGUGGCCUCCAACCCUCCCCACAGGCAGCUGGUCGCAGACCGCCCCUAGAAUCGCAUCCACAGCAUUUUCGACGCCCCAUUGAUGAAAGUCAUCCGCGUCCACCACCAGGCUACGGUGGGCCCCCGCCCUUCCGCGGACCAUUCCCACCACCCUACCGCUUUCAUCCCGGAAAAUCAUACCCGCUUCCACAUCGGCCUCCAUUGGCGAGUGGCAAUCGCGAACUCCCCAUGCCUUAUCCGCCACCAAGAUUCCGACCCCCAUAUCAUGACAAUGGUGGAGAUAACUUUUACAACAACCCUUCAACGAAUCCUGAUGAUUAUUCUCCCGAGCAGGUCACUAAGAUUACGGAUUUGAAAAAACAGGAAACUAAACCCUCCAGCCCAUCUCCCCAGAGAUCUCCGAUAAAUGACCAAUGCGAGAUUCCUCCGAAAAUGACGGUUAGUAAGGACAUCGUUGUAUACUUGAACGAGAAAACUAGCACAGGUACUCCUUCUGUGACUUUCAAAUGGCAUGUCAUACCCCUUGAGCUCGAUAAAAACCCUCGUCAGCUGCCUCCUUCGGCUGCCAACGCCAACCCUGCCGAUCCUCGGCUGAAGGCCCGACCUCAAUUGCCAGUUUUGUUGAAUAUCCCUUCCGCUUCUGCUGAGGAAAAACAAUCGGAAGUGAAGAGUCUUCCCCAGUCGGAGCGCAGAAAACGUCCGAAACUUACAUUGAACGAAAUGGCAAAUACGUUCGCCAGAACAGGUCAUCGAGUUCAGUCGAAAACGCCGGUCCUUUAUUCAAAUAUACUGGACCCAAGAUUAUUGAAGCGGCAAAAAAUUGGAAGCGAGGCGGCAUCGCCUGGGGCUGUCCCCGAAGAAGAGCAGUCCCUAACACCCAAAGCGUUGCGAGUCGUUUUCUCGCCGUGA